AUGGGAAGAAAAUCACUGUAUCUUCUGAUGUUGGGGAUCUUCGUAGCAUAUUAUAUUUAUAUACCUCUUCCAGAUAAUUUUGAGGAGCCAUGGAGAAUGAUGUUCACAAAUGCCUAUCUGAAUACAAUAAAAUAUUCGGUGUAUUUUGUCGAACUACUGGGACUUUGCAACUCUAUGGAUUCCAUGCAGAUAUUUACGAGUUUUCUUGACGCCCCACCAACCUCAGAUGAAAAUGUCACUGUGACUGAUACAACAUUUAACAACAUUCCUGUCCGUGUCUUUAUGCCAAAGAGAAAGUCAGAAGCAUUGAGAAGGGGUUUAUUUUACAUUCAUGGUGGUGGCUGGUGUCUGGGAAGUGCUGCUUCACAGAAUUAUGAUUUACUGUCAAGAUGGACAGCAGACAGACUUGAUGCUGUUGUUGUAUCUACCAAUUACAGAUUAGCACCAAAAUAUCGUUUCCCAACUCAAUUUGAAGAUGUAUAUAAUGCCCUAAGGUGGUUCCUACGCCCAAAAGUUCUUGCACAAUAUGGCGUGAACCCGGAAAGAAUCGCUGUUUCUGGAGAUAGUGCAGGAGGAAAUUUAGCUGCCGCAGUAACCCAACAGCUCCUAGAUGAUCCAGAUGUCAAGAUCAAGCUCAAGAUCCAGUCUUUAAUUUAUCCUGCCCUUCAGCCUCUUGAUGUAGAUUCACCAUCAUAUAGAGAAAAUUCAGAAUUUCCUUUUCUGUCUAGAUCACUUAUGAUCAGGUUCUGGAGUGAAUAUUUAACUGCAGAUCCAGCCAGCCUUGAGAAAGCCAUGCUUUCCAAUCAGCAUGUGCCCGCAGAAUCUCAUCAUUUACUCAAGUUUGUUAAUUGGAGUUCCUUGCUUCCUGAGAGGUAUAUCAAAGGAAAUGUUUAUAAGGAUCCAACUUAUGGUAGUUCUGAACUAGCAAUGAAAUAUCCAGGGUUGUUGGAUGUGCGGGUGGCCCCUCUUUUGGCUGAUGACAAGAAGUUACAUCGUUUACCUCUAACCUACAUCAUCACAUGUCAAUAUGAUGUCUUAAGAGAUGAUGGACUCAUGUAUGUCACCCGACUUCGUAAUGCUGGAGUUCCUGUGACCCAUAACCACAUUGAGAAUGGAUUCCAUGGAAUAUUUUCAUUUCUGGAAUUUAAAAUUAGUGACAAGAUUAUAAAUAAUUAUAUUAGUUGGUUACAUGAAAAUUUAUAG
Messenger RNA from Condylura cristata (star-nosed mole), 1203 nucleotides. RefSeq names its product arylacetamide deacetylase (gene AADAC). The record is from RefSeq and is a predicted model, not a curated record. The transcript is spliced from 5 exons. Bases 1 to 1203 code for a protein of 400 amino acids. NCBI's taxonomy places the organism in Eukaryota, Metazoa, Chordata, Mammalia, Eulipotyphla, Talpidae. Gene Ontology annotation, molecular function: triacylglycerol lipase activity; serine hydrolase activity. Gene Ontology annotation, biological process: positive regulation of triglyceride catabolic process. Gene Ontology annotation, cellular component: endoplasmic reticulum membrane.